AUGACUAAAGAUUUCUCCCUUUCUGAAAACGCCCUCACCGUGGACAUCGACGGCACUGCCACGGCCUUCCACUACGUGUGGCUCAGGGACAACUGCCAUUGCACGGACUGUUUCUACGAUAUCACCAAGCAGAGGUUGUUGAACUCGGCCACCAUCGACGAGAACAUCCGUCCGGACGAGUGCAAGUACAACGAUGGAUUUGACAUUGUGUGGAGCCAGAACGGCCACAAGUCCAGAUACGAGCUCGACUGGUUGCGUCUCCACGCGUACAACCCCAGAAUCGUACCUUUGGAGAAUAAGGUCCAGGGCGAGAAGGACGUGUUGAAGAUGGAGUACUGGAAGACCAAGGACAUCGAGAACAACAUGCCACGUGUUGAUUACGGCGCGAUCAUGGCGUCCGACGAUGCCACCGACGGCGAGGCCGCCAUCAAGGACUGGUGCCUCAAGAUCUGGAAGUACGGCUUCACCUUGAUCGACCAUGUGCCCGUGACGCCUGAAGACACGGAGAUGUUGUGUGAGAAGCUCAUGUACAUCCGUCCCACCCACUACGGCGGAUUCUGGGACUUUACCUCCGACUUGACCAAGAAGGAUACCGCCUACACGAACUUCGACAUUCUGUCCCACACCGAUGGAACCUACUGGUCCGACACCCCUGGUCUCCAGUUGUUCCAUCUUUUGUUCCACGACGGAGAAGGCGGAACUACUUCAUUGGUGGACGCUUUCCAGUGUGCCGAGCAAUUGAAGAAGGAGGAUCCUGAGAGUUUCGAGAUCUUGACCAGAAUCCCAGUUCCCGCUCACUCGGCAGGUGAAGAGAAGGUCUGUAUUCAGCCAGACCUUCCACAGCCAGUUUUCAAGCUCGACCACCAAGGGAAGCUUCUCCAGGUUCGUUGGAACCAGAGCGACCGUUCGUGUAUGGACAAUUGGGAGAAUCCAGAAGAUGUGCCUAAGUUCUACAAGGCCAUUAGACUGUGGUACAAGAUUAUCAGCUCCCCAGAAAACGAAACGUUCUACCAAUUGAAGCCAGGCCAGUGCUUGAUUUUCGACAAUUGGCGCUGUUUCCACUCGAGAACCGAGUUUACAGGAAAGAGAAGAUUGUGUGGAGCUUACAUCAACCGGGACGACUUUGUGUCGAGAUUGAAGUUGUUGAAUUUGGGCCGUAAGGCUGUAUUGGACGCUAUUUGA
Candidozyma duobushaemuli is the source of this 1182-nucleotide messenger RNA. RefSeq lists its product as uncharacterized. Gene Ontology annotation, molecular function: iron ion binding; trimethyllysine dioxygenase activity. Gene Ontology annotation, cellular component: mitochondrion. The record is from RefSeq and is a predicted model, not a curated record. Bases 1 to 1182 code for a protein of 393 amino acids. Gene Ontology annotation, biological process: carnitine biosynthetic process. The transcript has a single exon. NCBI's taxonomy places the organism in Eukaryota, Fungi, Ascomycota, Pichiomycetes, Serinales, Metschnikowiaceae.